Molecule: messenger RNA, 968 nt
Organism: Oncorhynchus gorbuscha (pink salmon)
Lineage: Eukaryota; Metazoa; Chordata; Actinopteri; Salmoniformes; Salmonidae
Gene: cdca8
Product: cell division cycle associated 8
Exons: 4
Coding region: 334-897 (187 amino acids)
Biological process (GO): mitotic sister chromatid segregation
Cellular component (GO): chromosome passenger complex; chromosome, centromeric region; spindle midzone
Source: RefSeq, a predicted model, not a curated record
UUAAAAAUUUCUCCAGCUGGAAAGAGAGGGAGCAGCAGAAUUACGUUUCUAACUAGGAAAUUUAAAAAAUACCGUCACCGGGUAAAUCAUAAUGAAAUUAAACAUGUCAAACAGUUAACCUCAAUGUUUACAAUACCAUUGCAUUUUAUGUAUUUCAAAUUUGAAGUGAAACAGGGACUUUUGAAACGGAGCAGUUUCAACCUGGCUAAAUCAUGUAAAGUUCGCUAGCUCAUGAUGCCUGAAUAGUUCAAACAAGGGCUAGCUAACAUUAGUUACUACUAGCAACAUUUUAGCUGCUUGACUAUACCAAGCACCAAUUUACUGUUGGUACCAAUGCACAGAGUCACAAUGGGACGACCAAAGAAGACCAAACAACGUAAAAACCCCAAGUUGGACAAAUUGGAGGCUUUUCUCGAAGAUUUCGACAGUGAGGUGAAAACUGUAGUUGAAAGGCUAAAGGAGAGGACAAACGGUCUCCUGAAAGAUGCAGACAACUUCUUCAACAUGGCUGUGAUCAAGCUGCCUAAAACAGUGAGGCAGAUGAACUGGCUUGAGCAUUGUGGGUCAGAGAAACCAAAGUCACCGGUGGAGGAUGUCAAGCUUACGCCUGCCCAUAUCAUAACCCCACCGAUACCAUGGGGCACUUUGUUCACAACAUUGACAUCAGCCAUUUUCCCGGUACAGUUGGAACCGGGAUUAAUCCAUAAAGGGCACACCUCUCCAGUGGCCAUCGAAGGUGAGCAUUUGCCCACUCAAGUUGUUUAUGUUGCCGAAUUGCAGUCAGGUCAAGAUCCUGGUGAGGACGAUGAGCACGCAGAUGAAAGAAAAAUCUUUGGUUGUGUAAACCCACAGUUUAAUCCGCAGGUGAAGAAGCCAGAUGUGGAGGUCCUGGGCUAGAGUGGUUACUCAUGGUCUGCAGUUGUGAGGCCGGUUGGACAUAUUGCUAAAUCAUUUAAAACAACGUUGGA